This is a messenger RNA of Hansenula ciferrii, 1272 nucleotides long. RefSeq names its product WD repeat RBAP46/RBAP48/MSI1 family protein. The record is from RefSeq and is a predicted model, not a curated record. Lineage: Eukaryota; Fungi; Ascomycota; Saccharomycetes; Phaffomycetales; Wickerhamomycetaceae. Gene Ontology annotation, cellular component: cytoplasm; Rpd3L complex; Rpd3L-Expanded complex. The transcript has a single exon. Bases 1 to 1272 code for a protein of 423 amino acids. Gene Ontology annotation, biological process: regulation of gene expression. Gene Ontology annotation, molecular function: histone binding.
AUGUCCACUACAGAAGAAGUUAAAUUAGAAUCUCAUACAUCACAAUACAUCGAGAAUGAAAAACUUAUAAAUGAAGAAUUUAAAAUAUGGAAAAAAUCUGUUCCUUUAUUAUAUGACACUAUUCAAACUUAUGUUCAAGAUACUCCAUCAUUAACUAUUGAAACUUUACCAAAUUUAGAAUUUUCAAAUGAUCAAAAUGAAGUUGAAGCUAAAUUCUUAUUAGGGACUUAUUCUCAUCAUCAUCAUGGUGGUGAGAACUCAGAAAAUUAUUUAAAAUUAGCUUCAAUUAAAUUACCAUCAACUUUAACUUCAAAUUUUAAAAAAUCAAUACCAAUUCCAACUGGUUCAAAUUCAUUAUUUCCAAAAUUUCAAAUCUUACAAAAAUGGUUACAUCCAAAUGAAGUUAAUAAGGCAAGAUUUAAUAAAUUUAAUUCAAAAAUUGCAACAUUUACCAAGAGUGGUGAUAUUAAGAUUUGGGAUUUUAAAAAUGAAAAAUCUAUUCAAACUUUAAAAUUUCAUGAAAAAGAUGGAUUUGGUCUUGAAUGGGGUAUAAAUAAUGAAAAUUUAUUAACUGGUGGUGAAGAUUCUAAAAUUGCCUUAUGGGAUUUAUCCCAAAACUCCUCUGAAUUAAAACCAAUUAAAAUUUAUGAAACUCAUGAUUCAAUUAUAAAUGAUUUUUCUUGGAAUCAUAAAAUUACUUCAUUAUUUGGUUCUGUUAGUGAUGAUCGUUCAAUUCAAUUCUUUGAUACAAGAUCACAAAAUACUUUUAAUCCAUUAAUUAAAAUUUCAAAUGGUCAUAAAGAUGUUAUUAAUGCAAUUGAAUUUAAUCCAGUAUUAGAUUCAAUUUUCGUUACAGGUUCUGCAGAUAAUUUAAUUAAUGUUUGGGAUUUAAGAAAUACAGAAUCCCCAAUUAGAUCAUUAUAUGGUCAUAAUAAUGCUAUAUCUCAAUUAAAAUUUAAUCCUGAAAAUCCAAAAUUAUUAGCUUCUUCAUCAAAUGAUCGUAGAAUUGCUAUAUGGGAUUUAAAUAAAAUUGAUGAAGAAUUUGAUUCUGAUGAUUAUAUUAAAAAUGAUUCAGAAGAUCCAACUUUAGUUUUCAUUCAUGGUGGUCAUACUUCAAAAAUUUCAGAAUUUUCUUGGAUCCAAGGGAUUAAUAAUACUAUAAUAAGUUCUGGUGAAGAUUGUCUUGUACAAAUUUGGAAACCUCAUUUAUUAGAAGAUGAUGAAGAAAGUGAAGAGGAAGAAGAACAAAAGGAGGAAGAAACAAAGGAAUAG